Molecule: messenger RNA, 6735 nt
Organism: Candida dubliniensis CD36
Lineage: Eukaryota; Fungi; Ascomycota; Pichiomycetes; Serinales; Debaryomycetaceae
Exons: 1
Coding region: 1-6735 (2244 amino acids)
Source: RefSeq, a predicted model, not a curated record
AUGCUCAAUAAAUAUUCUUCUCUCUUCUUCUACAACUUUAAUCACACACACUUUAUUUAUUUAUUUACAUUUUUAAUCAACUACUUCAAAUCAUUCAUACAACUUCCCCCUUCCCCCUUUUUGUUUCUAUCUGAUCCUAGAAUCUUCACAAUCAAAAGACAGAUUUUUUUUUUUUUUUUUUUGACAAUGUUCAAAAGAGUAUUUGGAUUAUUCACAUCAUCAACUAGGGAUUUAUCAGACACUAAUAAUGAUAAUGAUGAUGAAAAGAAGGAGAAACAGGAAAGAAAGCAAAAGCAAAUUCAGAGAAAUUCUCGAAUUCGACCUAAAACUGAUUCUCACAUUUAUCAUGCUAAACUCAAGCUCAAGCUCAAGGCCAAAGCCGAAGCCGAAUCCAGGUCCCAAUCGACACCCAGAACCACGAGUAACAACUCAUCAAGUAAUAAUGCAUUGAUUUCACUGAUACGACUGCCACAGGGACUGAAAUUAGCAUAUCGACUGUCACUGAUAGGAGUAAUGAAUCCCCAACAAACUUUAAAUGAUACCGUAAUCGAUGAUUCUAAUGAUAAUGAUGAUAUAUCGAAUUCUAGUUUAAGGAAUUUCCCAUCUUCACCAACAAAACAAGCCAUGGCUCAACAUAAAGCACAAACUCAUGAUCAUGACAAUAAUUUACAUCAAUAUCAACAAGUUGAUUUACAACCAAUUGAUCCACUACCACUACAACAACAACAACAACAACAACAACAACAACAGCUGAAUGAUCGAUUUGUCGUGCCAUCGACUUCGUCACCACUACCACUCACAAUAAUCAAUAAAAAACGACCUCAAGAUCAACUCCAUAACUCUAAUACACGGAAAUUCAAUGGUGGUAAUAUCCCAAAACGAAGAAAAUUGACACGUGCUACAUUAGCAACAACAACUACAGGAAAUAUUCGUAUAAAUAGUGGCAAUACCAAUGGUAUUGAUAAUCAAUUGAUUUCAUCAAAAUCAUCAACGAAUCUGCCAUUAAAACAUAAAACUACUACCACUACCACCAACACCACCACCACCACCAAUAACUUUAAACAGAUAAAAGGAGUAAAUCAAUUACAUCAAAAUAAUUAUAAAUUGAAUCUUUCUAAAUCAAUUCCAGGUUUUAAUCAUAGUUUAAGUAAAGAUAUUGAUCAUUAUGGUCAUUCUCGAUUAAAAAAUCUUAAAAAACCAUCAAUUCCAUCAAUGGCAACAUCUUUAAUCCCAUCUUCAUCGUCGUCAGGAUCAGGAUUAAUAACUCAUUCAGUAUCAAAAAUUCAAGAAAUGGAAGAAAUCAACAAUAAUCAAGUUCCAAGUAAUGAUCUUGAUACGAGCAUCAAUAAUGUUUAUGACAAUAUGGAUAAUAAUAAUGAUUAUGAUUAUGAUUAUGAUCCUGAUCCAAUAGAUUCAGUAGAACCAGAAAUAUAUUUAUCAGAAGAAGAAGAAGAAGAAGAAGAAGACGAAAAUGGGAAAGAUAUAAAGGAAAAGAUGUUGGAUAAAGAAGUUGUUGAUUCUGAAUCAGGAAAUAAUGAUACUACUGUGGUUAUACAAACUAAUGAUGACUUGGAAACUAAGAAACAUCAACAACAGCAAAAGAUUGUUGAAGAUGAUAUACCUAGGGAGAGGGAAAUAUUGAUGAUUCAUUCUCCAGGAGAAAAGCAAAAGCUAAAACGACUGCAACGAAAACAAGAACGACAAUUGCAACUGCAACUACAACUACAACUGCAGAACCAAAAAAGUGUAUCACCACAGAAUGAAACUGUGGAUAAUCAACAACUAGAGGAGCCAAGCGAACAAAACCAACUUAAUGCUAAUAGAUCUCAGGAAGAACAAGUUGUAGAAAAUCAACCAACUCGACCUCUGAAAAGUCGUACAUCAAAGAAACCUCAAAAACAAUAUUUUCAAAGUUGGAAAGAAGAAGCAGCUUUAUUAAAACAAAAAUUGGCUAAUGAUCCAACAUUUCAUUUCUCAAGUGAUAAAACUCAACAAAUUGAUGAAGAUAAUGAUAUAAUAAUUGAAAAAAUAACUCAAUUACGUGGAUGUCAAAUUUUAUCUCCAAAUCAAUCAAUCAAAAAAGAAUUUGAUCAUAUGGACUAUCGUAAAAGCAAGCAUAAAAUCCCUCCAACAUCAAAAUAUUAUACUAUGGAUGAUUUUUUCAAAGUUAGAUCGGAUAAUAAUUCAACAAGAAUAAAACAACGACAACGACAACGACAACAACAACAAACUGAUAACAGUACUUUGAAUUCCAGAAAUAAUGAAAAAUCAACUCCAGAUCCACAACCACAACCACAACAACAACAACAACAACAACAACAACAACAACAACAACAACAACAACAACAACAACAACAACAACAACAACAACAACAACAACAACAACAACAACAACAACAACAACAACAACAACAACAACAACAACAACAACAACAACAACAACAACAACAACAACGAAAACAACAACAACAACAACGAAAACAACAACAACAACGACAACCACAACGACAAACUAAUAACAGUACUUUGAAUUCUAGAAAUAAUGAAAAAUCAACUCCAGAUCCACAAGUACAACCAAAACCAGAGUCGCAACCAGAAAAAUCACCAACUGAGACAGUAGCUAACUCAACUAAACGAAAUAGGUCGAAUGCAUCAUUUGUAAGGAAACAUGACAUAUUAGAUGAUUUGGUUCAGGAUAGUUCAGAAGAAGAAAAUCACUUAACCGAUUCAACUCGUUGGGCAAGAAAACGUAAGUUGUCACUGUCCUCCUCCUCCUCAACAUUAUCAUCACAUAUUGACAGUGUUGAAGAUUUGCAAUGUGAAGUAAUUGAUAUCACUGGAUCACCAGAUUAUUCUACAGUGGUAAGAGCAGCGCUUGAUAUAAAAACUCUGAUAACAGAAAAAGAUGUAUCUACAGAAGAUGGUGAAACAACUGCAACAUCGCCCACAAAACAUUUUGAAAAUAAUUCAAAUAUUGAAAGUGAAGUGUCGCUGCUGGAAAGUCCAGUACCUCAAAAAGAGAUUUCUUCAAUUCCAAAAUUGACUUAUACUAGGAGUGGUCAAUCAAAGAACAAGUCUCAUGACACUGGGAAACUUUUACAGCCACAAUCCAAUGAUCUGAGCAAAUUAUCUCCAAGAAGGAAAGCAGGAGGUUCAACUUCACAAAAAGUGUCCCACCAACUGGAACGUCUUGAUUCUCAAGAAAGUCAAGGUAAUCUUUCACAAGAGAAAUACGGAGACGUUGAACUAUCACCAAGUAAACUUCCACCUGAUGAACAACAAGAAGAUAGUGACUACGAAUUUGAUAAUGUUGAUUGGCCAGGCGAUGAUAUUGUACCGGAGAAUAUGGUGACUUAUUCACAAGAACAACAAAAAAAACUACCACCACCUAAUACAAAUACCGAUGAUAAUGAAGCAUUUAUUGAUAAUGAAAUUAAUAAAUCAAACAAUGCUAUUAGUAAUCCUCGUCUUGCUGAACGGGAAAACACUAAUGAAAUGACUGACAAUUUAGAGGAACUUCAUCAUUCUGUGACUAGUAAGAAGUCUCAUGAAACCAAUACAGAUGAUGCAAAUACAAGUAUAUAUAAUCACUUACCAGAUUCACCAUCAUCCAAAUGGCAUGAUCAAAUUGAUUCAACACAAUCAAAAUCAUCUCAUCAUAUCAUUGAAACAGAAGAACAAGAGAAUACAUUAGCCAAUGAUAAAGUUAUUGAGCCUUUCACUCAAGAAACUGAAUUAUUAAUGUCUCGUUUACCAUCAGAAUUACAAACGACAAUUUCAAGGAAUAUUUUAUUGACAUUGACAAAACAAGAUAAUCCAAAUAAUGACAAUAGUAAUGGUGAUUCCGAAGUAUAUACUGAGACACAUGUUGCUGACACUGAAAACAAUCAACCUGUUGUAUUACCAUCAUCUAAACAAAAUGAAACCACAAUAUCAUCACCAAAGACUAGUAUAAGAACACCUCAAAUAUUUACCAGAAACAAUAAAAAAGUUUCAAAAGAUCGAAUUAAGGUUAGUAAAAAUGUUAUGAGAUUAUUGAAUAGUUCUGAAGAAGAAGAAGAAGAAGAGAAUGUUCAGGUUAUGGUUGAAAAUGCAAAUGAGAAUUUGGAGAAUAAUAGAUCAGAUGAUCAAAAUAAUGACAAAACUCCACCUAUGGAGUCUACUAUUGAUCCUGAAAACCAUCAAAAUGAAAGUAAUAAGCCUGAACUGACCCAGGAACAGCCUCAAACUCAAGAACAACAAACAACAACUCAUAAACCAAAUAUUGUUAGUAAUGAAUCUGUUCAACCUUCUUCUCCAACACAAUCACCAUCAGAAACUCAAGUAUUAGAACGAGCAAAUCAAAGAAAUGUUGAUGUUAGUUGGGAAGAUGAUAUUGAAGAUAGUGAUUCUGAUUUCUUCAAAGAAAUGGAUGCCAAAUACGAUUUGGUAGCAUAUUCUAAAUCUAGAAAAUCAAAAAGUAAUGAAAUUGUUUUUGAGAAACAGUCCAAUGAUAAAGUUAUCAACUCUGUUCAGACUGAGACUUUCAAUGGUGUAUCACCACAAGUAACUAAUCAUGAACCUCACAAUGUUGUCAAUGAUCAAUCCAAAGCUGGCAAUGAGACCCAAUUACAUGAGACAACAGAAGGUAAAGAAGAAAAGAAUACUGGUGAAUAUCAUCAUACAGAUUCAAUGAUGAAACUGAAUCCUCGAGAUAUGGAUGUAUUAAUGUCAGACAUUGAAUCUGAAAUUUCCAUUACAAACAUAAAGAACCAGGACUUUCCACCGAUUCAAGAAUCAAACUCCAAUGAAUAUGCUUCACCUGGAAAUGACUCUGAACUGUGCAGUGAACCAGACAAUGAUGAUUCAGAAGAUAAUUUAUAUAACAGGUUGAAAUAUGCUGGGGUUCAAAGUUCAUUAGCUUGUACUACAAAAUUAAGAGAUAAAGGUAAAGUAUCUCAACAACUUGAAACAAAAGAUAUCGAUGAACCCAAAUCAUUGAUUCAUACCAUCAAAUUAUCCCCUCAGGAUCUUUUGGGUAUAAUUGACCCAUUUCCCAAAACAUUUAUGCACACAAUCAAAUUAUCUCAUGGAUUUUUUAGGCAUAAAAUUAAACUACCUACUCAUCUAUUAAAUUCAUUGAAUAACUCAACAGAAACUGCCAAGGAUACAACAACAACUCAAUUACCAGAAGAUUUGGAACUGAAUUUGGAUUCUAUGAAAUUUAAUGAGAACGAAAAGGAAAAGGAAAACGAACCUAUAAAAGAACCUACCAAGGAGCCUGCAAAAGAACCUACAAAAGAACACACGAAGGAACCUGCAAGGAAACCUAUAACUUCUACUAUUAGAUCCCUAAUGGAUGUGUAUGCAUCAAUUCCAGAUUUGGAGCAAAUACCGCCCCCACCACCACCACCACCUAUCAACCCAGUUAUUGUAAAUGAACCACAAAGGAAAAGUUUUGGUAUAAAAGCACUAUUAGAGAAGUUUCCUCCUCCUGAGAAAGUCACAAUACCUGUUUCUGAAAACGUUGAGAAUAUCAAAAGUAAACCCAAUCAAUUGGAUAGAAUUAUUUCUCCUGAUACUGUUGAAAAAAGUAGCAAAUCUUCAUCUAUUGAACAAGUUAGAAACCAGUUUGAUGAGAAAUUACUGCUUAAUAAUAAUAAUAACGUAACUGAUGGUAAUAAUGUUGAAACAAGUAAAUCAGAAUCUAAAUUGCCGAUUGAAUUUUUGAAUAAUCCAAAGUCAGAAUCCAAGGGAAAUGAUUUACGAAAAGAUGAUGACUUGUCGAAACUUCAACCUCAACGGGUUUUCAUAGAUUUGUCAUUAGAUGAUGACAGUAGUAGUAGUAAAAGCAGUGAUAAAAAUGAAGGUGAUGGUGAUGUUGAGGGGGAUGUCAAUAAUGAGAAUAACACAAAUAUUGGUGAGGAUGGCAUGGAUGGUGUUGUUCGUGAAGACAAUAUCAAUAGUACUACUACCAAUAAUGAACCUGAGUCAAAUGAUAAACCCGAACAACGGAUCAAUCUUUCUUUAGAUAUUUCAACCUGUGGAGAUACGUUAGCUCCAGGUGCAUUAGCUACUGCUUAUGAACAACUUUUGAAGAAUGACAUGUUAAGAAAUAUUUUAGCUUCAAACGGAACGUCAUUAUCUGACAAAAACGAAUCAAGUAAUACUGUAAAUCAGGAUUUAAAUCCCUCGAAAGAAAUUACACAUCAAGAAAAUGAUUCAUCAAUGGUAAUCGAUUCAAAUGAAGAUAUCUUGCAACAAAUCAAAAACAAAUAUCGUGCAAAAUAUGAAAAGUUUACAAAUUUCAAUAAAAAUGAAGAAUCGAGGUCAAAAGAAAAAUCUGGGAAUUCGAUAGCUUUAAUUGGUAAUAAUAAAGAAUCAAGAUCUCGUCAUUCGAAUCCUUCAGGAAAUGGUCCUGAUACGUCUAAUAGAUCAGAUAAUCCCUCUACAACAACUGCAUCAGAUAAAUCAGAUAAAUCAAAUGGUGUCAAAGGUAAAACUAGGCAAAGUAUAUUACAUGAUUGGAAAGCCUUAUCACUUGAUUCUGAUAUUAAUAGUAGCAGAGGUGAUAAAUCUACGAAUUCUCAAGCCAAUGGUGAAAGAAAUCAGAGUAUUGUAACAUUGAAGGAAAUUGAAGAUAAUAUUAUAUCAAGUACUAAUGGAGAAACAAAUCUGAAAAAAUUGGAAAUCAAUCAUAAUAAUAAUAAUGCUAAAGAUAAAGAUAGUAACAUUGAUGAUAUUGAUAAUGAUUGA